AUGUUUAAACUUGCAAGUCAUCAUUCAAAGAAGAUAAGUUUGUCCUUAAUAAUUGUCAGUCUUUUAUCGUGGAAGUUUUUACCAAACUUAAACAGAUCAGGACAAACACUUCAUCAGGUUACAAAAACAAGUGGUAACAUAGGAUAUGAUAAUCGAAACACACUAAACCAGGUUUUAACAAGAAGUGGUAACACAAUUGGGAACACAAGUGGUAACAGUACACACACACUAAACCAUGUUUUAACAUCAAGUGGUAACACAAGUGGUAACAGUCGACACACACUAAACCAGGUUUUAACAUCAAGUGGCAAUACAAAUGGUAGCAGUCGACAAACACUAAACCAGGUUUUAACAUCAAGUGGUGACAAAGGAUAUGACAGUCGUCCUCACAUGGUUAUGGGAAUCCUUAGUGUCCCACAAAAUUACAAUUUUAGAGAAGCCUCGAGAAACACGUGGAUCAAAAAUAUGAUUAAAAUGAAUAAUGACCUCCCGUUCCGAAUAACGUAUAAAUUUCUACUUGAUGAGGCAACCAAAAAAACAUCAGAGGAAAACAAUAUUCAUCAAGAUAUCUUGUUUUUAAAUAUAACGGAUAGAGGGCGAGCUUUUAAAUUUGGCAAAAAAUUGUACACGUGGAUUAAAUAUAUACAUCAACAUUUUCCAGAUGUUUUACUUGGUGCAAAAUUAGACGAUGAUGCGUAUUUGUGUGUACCUCAGAUAUUUGAAAGAUUAAACUAUGUAAAAUCUAAUCAUUUGUAUUACGGUUUGAAGCAUGGAACUGGCAAGAAAGUUUCUAUAUCAGUAAGAAUAGAUGAGUAUUUUGUUGUUUUGGGAAAAACUCUUAUUACAAGAAUAUCAAAUAAGAGUUACUGUCCAAGUACAAACUGUUCGGAUGGUAUGCUGAUCGAUACAAACAAUGGAGGUACGUCCCUUGGCGCAUGGCUCGCCGGAUAUACAGACAUAGACUUUCAAAGUGACAAUGGAAGAAUGAUUCAACAUUUUCCAUGGCUAAAUAAAAAAUCAAUAAAGUCAAAUCUUUGCGAGAAAAAAGUAGUUGUUCAUAAAAUCUCCGUUGACGGAAUGCGUAAGUUACAAAAUUAUAAUGAAAAUAGAACAUUUGCUUCAAAAGUUUCUAGUAUUGGUUCUGUAAUCGGAAUAAGUUUAACCGGGAAAGUUGUAAAUAAUACACUUGCCUCAAAAGUAUCUAAUUUUGGUUCUGUUACCGGAAUAGAUUUUACCGGAAAAGUGGUAAAUAAUACAUUUGCUUCAAAAGUCUCUAAUAUUGGUUCUGUUACUGGAAUAAAUUUUACACGGAAAGUGGUAAAUAAUACAUUUGCUUCAAAAGUUUCUAGUAUUGGUUCUGUAACUGGGAUAAGUUUCAGCGGGAAAGUGGUAAGAACUCUCCCCUCUACUUUAAAACAGAACAACAUGGCUGUAGCAUAUAAUGACAAUUUUACACACUGUGAUAAUUGGGCUGUGGUUACAACAAUAUUUCCUCCGACAAAAGCCAUUCGUUUCAUUUCAAAGUUGUCCGAUUGGUGUCUCGUUAUUGUGGCUGAUGUCAUAACGCCAUCACAAAAUAACUUUGUAACAAAUAACACCAAAGGAAAUAAAGAGAAAAUCAAAUAUCUUUCUGUGAAAGAACAACAAAUGCUAUACCCUAUGCUUUCAUCUGUUAUUCCCUUUAGACAUUUUGGACGAAAAAAUAUAGGAUAUAUAUAUGCUAUUCAACAUAAAGCCAAAGCCAUAUGGGAUUUCGACGACGAUAACGGAGGGAUAGUAGACUUGAGUGAUUUUAAAUCUGCAAAAUAUUCAACAAACUGUAGAAAGAUGGAUACCAAUCUUUUUAAUCCAUAUCCGUAUUUUGUUAAACCGCAUAUUCGUGUUUGGCCGAGAGGAUUUCCAUUGCAGAACAUAAAAAACAAGAAGACAUUCCCAGAAAUCUGUGAAAUAGAAAAAACAAUCAAAAUUGGUGUUAUUCAGUCAUUAGCUAAUGGCCAAGCAGAUGUUGACGCUAUAUAUCGCUUCACAUAUGACUUCCCUUUCCAUUUCACUGCUGAAAGAAACAUUGUUUUACCAAAGAACAAAUAUGCACCUUUCAAUGCUCAGGCAACGAUGUGGUUUCCGCCAGCAUUUAUGUACAUGGCAUUGCCUUUAAGUGUAAAUGGACGGGUAAGUGAUAUAUGGAGAAGUUAUAUAGCAGACUUCUUUUUUCACAAGACUGGACUGUCUGUGGUGUUCGCCAAACCUUAUGUUAACCACCAAAGAACUGCCCAUUCAAUUAUUGCUGACUUCAAUGGAGAGUCAAGUUUGUACGAAAAGAGCCUUCAGUUGGUCGACUUGCUAUCAAACAGUAGUUUUAACAAUAUGAAAGAGGCAUAUGAAAGUCUGUACCAGAGGAAUUAUAUUGAUGAUAAAGAUUUAAGUUUCAUUAUUGCAUGGACAAAAACAUUUCUAUAUAUCACACAAAAGAAUAAAGAAUAA
This is a messenger RNA of Mytilus trossulus (common blue mussel), 2481 nucleotides long. RefSeq lists its product as uncharacterized. Gene Ontology annotation, cellular component: membrane. The coding region runs from base 1 to 2481 and encodes 826 amino acids. Gene Ontology annotation, molecular function: hexosyltransferase activity. The record is from RefSeq and is a predicted model, not a curated record. NCBI's taxonomy places the organism in Eukaryota, Metazoa, Mollusca, Bivalvia, Mytilida, Mytilidae. The transcript has a single exon.